AUGAAACGAUCCUCAUCUCAAGGUCCUACUGGUUUAAAAGGAGAUAAUUUUGAUGAAGAUGAGGCAUUUGAUUCUCUUGAUGAACAAUUACUUGAUCUGACAUUAUCUCCAGUACCAAAUAAAAUUAGUUCUCGAAAACCAAGAAAAUUACCGAAAAUGCAAAAUUUUAUUGACAUGCAAGAUGUCCUUCCCUUAACUCCUCUGGAAAAAUUACCAACUACCAUACCAACAAUUCCAAAAACAUCUUUUGCACCAGAAGAUAUUAUAUUCAGAACAAAUAUGUAUUUAGAAACUCAAAUAAGACAGGUAAUGUUCGAAGUUACACGAUAUAUUCAAUCAGCAAUGAACUAUGAACCACAAUUUGAUACAUUUGUCGAAUCUUUCGUUAAAAAAAUCAAAAUCGAAAUAGAAAACGAGCUUAAGUUACCACUACUUAAAAUAGCUACUUGCUUUCGAAAGGUUUUUGACAGUUCUGAAUUAAUUCCUUUUAAAAUUUUAAUGGCAUCAGCAAAUUUUGUUGAUAACAAUACUAGUUACGAAGAAAGAACGCUAGUUCUACAAAAUUUGAAUAAGAAAAUCGAUCAAAGAAGUAAAAUUUAUCAAGAAUGUUGUUUACAACUACAAGAUACGAUAAAAGAGCUAAAUAAACAACGAAAAUCAUUUUACAAAGAUUUAAAAGGUAGAAUUGCUCAGUCUAAACAAAGGAAAGAAGCAAUUAAUUUAUUGGAGUCUCAAAUAAUUGAUUUAGACCAUGAUAUUGAAAUGACAAGGAAGAAAACAGAAAGAAUAAAGGUUGCGCCUACUCACAACAUUACAAUGCUUACAGAACACGAAAAUGAAGAAUUUAAUGA
Molecule: messenger RNA, 851 nt
Organism: Trichomonas vaginalis G3
Lineage: Eukaryota; Parabasalia; Trichomonadida; Trichomonadidae
Exons: 1
Source: RefSeq, a predicted model, not a curated record